AUGGGAAACGACAUUGCGCCCUCUUUUGACGCGUCUAUCAAAGCCAUCAAGGAGACACUACCUGUGAACCUGCAGAGCCCUCGGGUUGGCGUUAUCUGUGGAUCUGGCCUCAGCGGCCUGGUUGACAUCUUUAGAGAUGUCGUUCUCGUCCCAUACGAGAAUAUCCCAGGUUUCUCCAAAAGCACAGUACCUGGGCAUAAGAGCGCUUUAGCAUUUGGGUUUUUGGGUGCUGGGGAAGGAGUUCCUGUGGUCGCCAUGCUAGGACGGUUCCACCCUUACGAGGGGCACUCACUCUCUUCGGUCGUUUAUCCUGUCCGGGUCAUGGCUAAGCUUGGAGUGAAAGACAUUAUCAUCACCAAUGCUGCGGGAUCUCUUAAUCCCUUGAUCCCUGUCGGAACAAUAGUGGUUAUCCAUGAUCACCUCGCGCUGCCCAACCUUACGGGCAUGAACCCACUCCUCGGUCCGCAGACGUCGCUCGAUUUGCCGCGGUUCCUUCCCCUCUCCGAUGCUUAUUCGCCUGCCCUUCGACGUCUGGCCUUCCUUGCGGCGUAUCAUCUCCAACUGGAAGAGUCUGCACUCGCAGAAGGCACGUACGCUUGGGUCAGCGGACCGACCUACGAAAGUCCUGCUGAGGGCAGAUUUUUAAGAAGAGCCGGCGCAGAUGUUGUCGGAAUGAGCACCGUUCCGGAGGUGCUAGCGGCCAGAGAGGAGGGUCUGAAUGUCAUGGUGCUGAGCCUGGUCACGAACUUUGUCGUCAUUCCAGAAACCUACAGAAGCAUCCGUGAAGAAGUGUUGGCCGAGCUGGAAGGGAAGAAGGUCGAAUUGCCCAAAGCUGAGAUCGUCUCCCACGAAGAAGUCUUGCUGAUCGGCAAAGAGAAAGCUAGGGUGAUGAGGAAGCUCGUCGAACGCGUCGUAGAAACCCUGUAA
Molecule: messenger RNA, 927 nt
Organism: Cyclocybe aegerita
Lineage: Eukaryota; Fungi; Basidiomycota; Agaricomycetes; Agaricales; Hemipholiotaceae
Source: the annotation of a GenBank genome assembly